Messenger RNA from Chaetura pelagica (chimney swift), 281 nucleotides. RefSeq names its product presequence translocase-associated motor 16 homolog (S. cerevisiae) (gene PAM16). Gene Ontology annotation, biological process: protein import into mitochondrial matrix. Gene Ontology annotation, cellular component: TIM23 mitochondrial import inner membrane translocase complex. The transcript has 3 exons. Lineage: Eukaryota; Metazoa; Chordata; Aves; Apodiformes; Apodidae. The annotation marks the transcript as partial. The record is from RefSeq and is a predicted model, not a curated record.
CGGCGGAUGCACGGGGCCGCGCGGAGAGGCCCCAGUCGGCUGCAGCCUCCAGGAUCAUUGGCAUCAGCCUGCAGGAAGCCCAGCAGAUCCUCAACGUCUCCAACCUCAACCCGGAGGAGAUCCAGAAGAACUACGACCACUUGUUCAAGGUGAACGACAAGUCGGUGGGAGGCUCCUUCUACCUGCAGUCCAAGGUGGUGAGAGCCAAGGAGCGGCUGGACGAGGAGCUCCGCAUCCAGGCCAAGGACCAGAAGGAGAAGAGCCAGAAAGCUGAGACGUGA